AUGGCGCACGCUGCGGCUCACAUUAAGAAAGCCCGGUUAGAGAUGGACCCAACGCCAGAUCAGAAGGCGCUGGAGAAAGCCCGGGAGAGGAGGAGGAGGUCCAGGGAGAGGGCUGAACGCAAGCGCAAGUCGGACAGUAACACGAGUUUCCUGCGAGCGGCCAGAGCGGGGAAUAUCGACAAGGUUUUGGAAUUCCUGAAAGGCGGAGUGGACAUCGGCACAUGCAAUCAGAAUGGACUCAACGCUCUGCACUUGGCCGCCAAAGAGGGCCACAUGGAUCUGGUCCAGGAGCUGCUGGAGAGGGGAGCCAGCGUCGACGCAGCCACUAAGAAAGGAAACACAGCUCUCCACAUAGCGUCUCUGGCCGGUCAGGGGGAAGUCGUGAAGAUCCUGGUCAAACGGGGGGCGGACAUCAACUCACAGUCACAGAAUGGGUUCACUCCGCUGUACAUGGCCGCGCAGGAGAACCAUCUGGACGUGGUGCGGUACCUGCUGGAGAACGGAGGCAACCAGAGCACGGCCACAGAGGACGGCUUCACCCCGCUGGCCAUCGCCUUACAGCAGGGCCAUAACCAGGUGGUGUCCAUUUUACUGGAGAACGACACGAAGGGGAAAGUGCGCCUGCCCGCCCUGCACAUCGCCGCGCGCAAAGACGACACCAAAUCCGCCGCCCUACUCCUGCAGAACGACCACAACGCUGACGUACAGUCCAAGAUGAUGGUCAAUAGGACGACUGAGAACGGAAAGAGUGGAUUCACCCCCCUGCACAUCGCGGCUCACUAUGGAAAUGUAAACGUGGCCACACUUUUGCUGAACAGAGGAGCAGCGGUGGACUUCACAGCACGGAAUGGCAUCACUCCUCUUCAUGUGGCCUCUAAGCGUGGGAACACUAACAUGGUGCGCCUCCUACUGGACAGAGGCUCUCAGAUCGAUGCUAAAACCAGGGACGGUCUGACUCCGCUUCACUGUGCGGCUCGCAGUGGACAUGACACGGCUGUGGAACUGCUGCUGGAGAGGGGAGCCCCCCUGCUGGCCAGGACCAAGAACGGUCUGUCCCCUCUGCACAUGGCGGCUCAGGGCGACCACGUGGAGUGUGUCAAACACCUGCUGCAGCACAAGGCGCCUGUUGAUGAUGUUACACUGGACUACCUGACCGCCCUGCACGUGGCCGCUCACUGUGGACACUACAGAGUCACCAAACUACUGCUGGACAAGAGAGCCAACCCCAACGCACGCGCCCUGAAUGGCUUCACUCCACUGCACAUCGCCUGUAAGAAGAACAGAGUGAAGGUGAUGGAGCUGCUGGUCAAAUAUGGAGCCUCUAUCCAAGCCAUCACAGAGUCUGGUCUCACCCCGAUCCAUGUGGCAGCCUUCAUGGGCCACCUCAACAUCGUCCUGCUGCUGCUGCAGAACGGAGCCUCCCCGGAUGUCUCCAACAUUCGUGGAGAGACGGCACUACAUAUGGCAGCAAGAGCAGGCCAAGUCGAGGUGGUCCGAUGUCUGCUGAGGAAUGGAGCCAUUGUGGAUGCUCGGGCGCGGGAGGACCAGACACCCUUACAUAUCGCAUCACGACUGGGUAAAACAGAAAUCGUUCAGCUGCUGCUCCAGCACAUGGCUCACCCUGACGCAGCCACCACCAACGGCUACACCCCCCUGCACAUCUCCGCCCGCGAGGGUCAGGUGGAGACUGCCUCUGUGCUGCUGGAGGCAGGGGCCUCACACUCACUCGCCACUAAGAAAGGCUUCACUCCCCUUCAUGUGGCAGCUAAGUACGGAAGCCUGGAUGUGGCCAAACUUCUGCUGCAGCGCCGUGCCCCACCUGACUCUGCUGGAAAGAAUGGACUCACCCCGCUCCACGUUGCAGCUCAUUAUGAUAACCAGAAGGUGGCGCUCCUGCUGCUGGAUAAGAACGCAUCACCCCACACCAUGGCCAAGAAUGGCUACACUCCUCUCCACAUCGCAGCCAAGAAGAACCAGAUGGAGAUCGCCACAGUGCUGCUGGACUACGGGGCAGAGACCAACAUCCUGACCAAACAGGGCGUGACCCCCCUGCACCUGGCGUCUCAGGAGGGACACGCUGAGAUGGCUGCUCUGCUGCUCAGCAAGGGGGCGCAGGUCAACACCCCCACCAAGAGUGGCCUGACGUCCCUUCACCUCGCCGCUCAGGAGGACAAAGUGUCUGUGGCUGAGAUCCUGGUUCGACACGGAUCCACUCUCGACCAGCAAACCAAAUUGGGCUACACGCCGCUCAUUGUAGCAUGUCACUAUGGCAACGGCAAAAUGGUGAACUUCCUGUUACAGAACGGAGCCAGUGUGAAUGCCAAAACUAAGAAUGGAUACACUCCACUUCACCAAGCGGCCCAGCAGGGAAAUACACAUAUCAUCAAUGUGCUGCUGCAGUACGGAGCCAAGCCCAACGCCAUCACUGUGAACGGUAACACUGCUCUGGGGAUCGCCCGGAGGCUCGGCUACAUCUCUGUGGUGGACACGCUCAGAGUCAUCACAGAGGAGAUCAUCACCACCACUACGACGGUGACAGAGAAGCAUAAACUCAAUGUACCUGAAACCAUGACUGAAGUCUUGGACGUGUCAGAUGAAGAGGGAGACGAUACGAUGACAGGUGAUGGAGGGGAGUACCUGAGAGCGGAGGACCUGAGGGAGCUCGGGGACGACUCUCUCCCAGGACAAUAUCUGGACGGGAUGAACUACCUGCGCUUCAGCCUGGAGGGGGGACGCACGGACAGUUCGGACAGGUCCUUCACCCCGACCCACCACAGCUACUACUCCCCCAAACACGAGGGUCUGAUGGAGGAGCUGCUCAACAGUCAGCAGAUUUCGUCCCUGGCCAGAGAGAAUGACAGAGAGAACUACAGGCUGAGCUGGGGCACAGAGAACUUGGACAAUGUGGCCCUGUCCUCUAGCCCCAUCCACUCUGGUCGCUCUUCUCCGUGCCACCAUGGAGACCACAGCAGUUUCUUGGUGAGCUUCAUGGUGGACGCGCGGGGAGGAGCCAUGCGCGGCUGUCGGCACAAUGGCCUCCGCAUCAUCAUCCCCCCAAAGAAGUGCAGCGCUCCCACCCGCAUCACCUGUCGCCUGGUCAAGAGGCACCGGCUGGCCUCCAUGCCCCCCAUGGUGGAGGGCGAGGGGCUGGCCAGCAGGAUCAUCGAGGUGGGGCCCUCCGGAGCACAGUUCCUCGGCCCUGUGAUAGUGGAGAUCCCUCACUUUGCUGCUCUGAGGGGCAGAGAGCGAGAGCUGGUGAUCCUGAGGAGUGAGACUGGAGAGAGCUGGAAGGAGCACACGUGUGAACACACCCAGGAGGAGCUCAACCAGAUCCUCAACGGCAUGGACGAAGACCUGGACCCACCGGAGGAGCUGGAGAGGAAGCGUAUCUGCCGCAUCAUCACCAGAGACUUCCCGCAGUACUUCGCUGUGGUGUCGCGGGUGAAACAGGACAAUAACCUGAUCGGGCCAGAAGGGGGCAUCCUGAGCAGCACUGUGGUCCCCCAAGUGCAGGCUGUGUUUCCUGAAGGGGCCCUGACCAAGAGGAUCAGAGUCGGACUGCAGUCCCAACCCGUGCCUCUGGAUGUAGUGAGAAGGAUCCUGGGUAACAAAGCAACAUUUAGCCCCAUCGUCACACUGGAGCCCCGAAGAAGGAAGUUCCACAAACCCAUCACCAUGACGAUACCUGUCCCCAAGACCAACGCCGACCCCAUCCUCAACGGGUUCGGAGGAGACACGCCCACUCUACGGCUGCUCUGUAGUAUCACUGGUGGGACGACGCCAGCUCAAUGGGAGGACAUAACAGGAACCACGCCAUUAACCUUUAUCAACGACUGUGUCUCCUUCACCACCAACGUCUCCGCCAGGUUCUGGCUCAUAGACUGUCGGCAAGUGCAGGAGUCGGUCAACUUCUCCACUCAGGUGUACCGGGAGAUCAUUUGUGUCCCGUACAUGGCCAAGUUUGUCAUCUUCGCCAAGACCCAUGACCCCAUCGAGGCCCGGCUCCGCUGCUUCUGCAUGACCGAUGACAAGAUCGACAAAACUUUGGAGCAGCAGGAGAACUUCACUGAGGUGGCACGCAGCAGAGACGUAGAGGUUCUAGAGGGUAAACCUAUCUAUGCAGAGUGCUUCGGCAACCUCGUCCCUCUCACCAAAAGUGGCCAGCAUCAUCUUUUCAGCUUUUUUGCCUUUAAGGAGAACCGACUAGCUCUUUUUAUCAAAAUCCGAGACAAUACUCAGGAGCCAUGUGGACGCCUGUCCUUUUUGAAAGAACCCAGGAAUUAUAGAUCGCUCACCCAAAACGCCAUAUGUAACCUUAAUAUCACCCUGCCAUCGUACUCCAAGAAUGGCAGAACACAGGAGAAAUUAGAUCCACAGGAUGAAGCCGAGAGACAAGAGCACCGGUUGGCCCUAAUCGCUGAUCAUUUGGGCUUUAGUUGGACAGAAUUGGCACGUGAACUGAACUUUAGUGAAGAUAGAAUAAACCUAAUCAGGGCGGAAUACCCAAACUCACUGCAAGAUCAAAGCCAUGCCCUUUUGAGGUUCUGGGCAGAGCAGGAAGGAAGCCAAACACCAGAAACCACAUUAAUCAAAAGACUUACUUCAAUUAACCGUAUGGACAUAGUUCAUCUCAUUGAAACCAAGAUCAUGAAAUCCACUCAGGAUGAGACAUCAUCACAAACCUAUGCAGAAAUAGAACAAACCAUAGCCCUUGAUCACAGUGAAGGUUUCUCUGCUCUUCAUGAAGAUAUUGACAGUCCAAGACCAGGUCGCCGUACAGAGACUACUUGUAAGAGUCCGCAGACAGGACAGGCUGUACCCAUGGUGUCCUCAGAGGAUCUGUCCUCCAGCUGGUCGUCACUCCCAGAGACAACAGGACGAUCAGAAACAGACCUUAUUAGAAGUGUCCAGAAAGGAAGAAUACAAAAGGAGAUGGAAAUUUCAUCACAAGGAAUAUAUGAGGAAGUGGGAGACCCAUCUCUACACACAGGGAGUUUGAAACAAGAGAUAGCAGAGGAGCUAGGGGCUCUGUCUGAUAGUUCAGAAGAAGAGAUACUGACCACCAGAGUGGUCCGAAGAAGAGUUAUCAUUCAGGCGGACACGUUACCAGAAAUCCCACCACAGACUGUUACUGAGGAGCAGUACACGGACGAGCACGGAAACAUGGUGGUCAAGAAGAUUACGCGGAAGGUGAUUCGGAAGUAUGUGUCUCCAGACGGCCUGGAGACACAGGAAGUGACGAUGGAAGGGUCUCAGCAGGACAUGGUUCGGAUAGACGAGGGAGACACGGUGUCGAAGGUGAUCAAGAGGACAGUCCUGCACAGUGAAGGGGAGCAGAGAGAGUUGAGCUUCUCCGAGCCGCUGUCUCUGGGCGCUGCCAGAGCUUCGGAGUUUGAGUCGGAGCCGGUGCAAGGUCGGAAAGUCAGUAAAGUGGUGAAGACGACGGUGGUGAGAGGAGAGCGGCUGGAGAAGCAGACAGGAGAGUCGUCGCUGGCCUCAGAUCUGCCCUCAGCCAGAGAGGACUUUGAGAAGGCGUUGGUCUAUGCGGGGGGCUUUGGGAAAGUGCAGCUCCCUCAUGUAAGAGAGAGGGAGAUUGUACAAGAGGACGGUUCUGUAGUCAAAAGAAGUCAGAUGCGUAAGGCGCGCACCCAGAAGAGGACCGUGGUGAGGGACGAGCGAGGCAAGCAGGUGCACCUGGAGCGAGAGGACGACACCCCCUACGCCCUGCAACCCGACGUACUACAGCAGCACCUCCACAGGCUGCUACUGCAAUACUGCCAGGACCAGGAACACAGGGGGCGGAUACGCAAGGACCAGAGCCAAUCAGAGAGAGAGGAGGAAGAGGGGGAGGAGGAGGAGAGCUCCGAGUGAACUCCGAACCUCUCCGAUACGUCGAAGUGAAAGGAGCGUAAUUCCCAAAGGUCUUGAUUGUUUUGUGACCAAAGAUAGUUGUUUUUUGUCGAUGGAGCUUCAGUUGCAGUUUGAUUGACAGCAGGGCGUUGGGGACGGUAGAUUUCAGCGGACGGACUUUGCCUCACGUGGACCUCUUCUGGACGACAAAUAAAAAAUGAAAAACUUUUGUAAAGCUUUGUACAUAGAGGGAAUCGCGCUUGAAAAAAGGAGAGAAGCAUUUACAACAUUUGCCCCAUAGAGCUGCUGUACUGUUACGGAGCAGAGCUGGAGACCGGGCCGGACUCUGUUCACUUCACACCUUCCAGUCUUCCCAUAAUGCAUCUGCCCUUCUCGUGUGUGUGCGUGUGUGUCCUCGUGUUGUGCGCUCACAUCGGUCGGGUCAUACAGAGCAGUCACUCGUGUGUGUAAAUGAUCAAAAGUAAUGAUGAAUGUUGUGUUGAGAUUCAAAGCAGGAGAAGCACUUAAACUCCACGUUCAGCUGCCGAGCCUUUACUGGAUGAAGCCGGCUGAGUUUAGCAUCAGCAAAGCCCGAGGUCUGUCCACAAGUUUGAACCAUAGACUGUACUGAAAAAAAGUUCAAUACAAAUCUCUGUAACGUCACGAUCCUGCUGUUUUAAUUUAGCUAUUUUCCCCGAGGUCACUCCAUAAAAUCUGAAGGUGAACCCAAGAUGCGUUGUAUUGUUUUCAGUCUCCUGUGCUCAUUGUCGCAUGGGCCCAAAAAUACAGGCAAGCUCCUCCCACCCGCGCGACGUAUGUAAUGUGGACGACAUGGAGAGUUUGGACCAAUCAGAGCCAAUCAGAGUUCUGCGUCGCCUCAACACACACUGCCACCGUCGCCUUGUCGCCGUCGUUUUUGAUUUAUGGAUUUAUGUCGAAGUUUAUGCACCUCGAAGUAAUUCACCGCCACAACUCUUGGAGCCUAGGAUUUUAAAAUGCUGUUCGUGUAAACAAAAUGAAGUGGUGUACCGAAGUGGAGCACUGGAAAUGUCUGUAGAGCGGAUUUAGAGAGGACCAAUCACAGCCCUUAUUGUCUGCGUCGCCUUCCUUUGCUGUCUGCGUCGGUUCAACGCGUAGGUAGAAAAUUUUGGAGGUGCACAUCGGUCAAGGGGUUCAAGGCGUUGCAAACUCUCUGCGUCACACUGACAAUUUGAUGCAAGACUAUAAACUGGGCUUAAGUCUUACAAAGCUAAGUUUUAGGGGUUUUGACGAUUUAAAAAUGUAGUUUAUGCUGUGAAAAUGGAAAAGAAUCCUAAAAAAUACAACCUUUGUGAAAGUUGUGGAUGCCCCUGUCAGCCAACCACAGUUUGAAUUCCCAAAAAAUGCAUUGCGCUCUAUGGGAAAAGUCAUUCUGGGCCCAAGCUUCCGGGAGCUUCAGUACCUGGAGCAGCCGCUAGUCCGUCUCGAACCAGGACAGAGGGGGAGGGGCUUACCAGUUUUUAUUAUAGAUCCAUGGGUCACUCCAGCUAGCAUCAACAACAGGUGCGAUUGACAGCGCUGCUAAGCACUCGCCUUCAACACCCUCCCUUCAGGUUGGCUCUUUCGUUGCUCUGAUGCUCCAAAUACACCAAAUUCACUCGUAUAACUGCAAGCCUCGAUGAGCUUCAUUUGACUGGAGCUGAACGUUAUGGCGACGUCACACUCCUUUAGUCCACUUCUUUAUACAGUCUAUGGUUUGAAUACAACUCUGUUAAGUACAUUUAUUAACUAUUUUACUCAUGACAUGACAAAAAUAGAGUUUAGAAAUCUUAGAAAUGGUAAUUACAAUGAAAGGUGACACUUCUAACUAAAUGUAGAGCAUCCCAAAACACUUUGAACUGAAUUUAGGCAUAGAGGAGGAUGAAAUGAGUUUUUAGAAUUUGAUAGUUCUUCACCCUGAACUGGAUAGCACUUGUAGCGUCCCACAAUUAUGAGAAAAACAUUGUAUUUUAGCUGUAUUCCGAUAGGUCAUAAUCAUAAUAAUUUUGCAAUAAUCCUCGCAGGUUUCUAGAAGCAUUGCCAGACAGAGUUCGCCUUUGCUCUAGUUGUGAUCUCAGCCGGCCCAGUCCUUGUCCAGAGCACUCCACUUCGCUUUAACCCCCCCCGUCCCACCAGAGCUCCCGAUCACCUCUUCACUUUGUAUCUUAUUUAUUUAUUUUGCUGUCCACGUGAUGGCUGUGGCGACAUUUGCGUGUGUGCUUGAAUGUGUUUCGAAGUAUAGACAAUGGAACGUUUUUAUCACUGUAGAAAAUACAUGAAUUAUGCUCAUAUGUCAUAAGUAUGUUUGGUGUGAAUCUCCAGUUUCAGACUAAAAAGGAACAAAACCAAACGAUCCACAUCUUGUCAUUUGCUGGAUGUGAACAAAGAGAAUAAAAUAAUAAUAAUAAUAAUAAUAAUUGGUUUAUUAAAAAGCAUCUUGUUUCCACUAUAUCAUAAUACCAGUGCAAAUACCUAUGCGGGCAUGUACAAGUUUAUCAAAUGACUACUAAAAACGCUAACCUAGCAGCUGCAGUGUGUACAUGGCAGACAAUA
This is a messenger RNA of Boleophthalmus pectinirostris (great blue-spotted mudskipper), 8421 nucleotides long. It is a transcript of the gene ank2b, whose product is annotated as ankyrin 2b, neuronal. Gene Ontology annotation, biological process: protein localization to T-tubule; regulation of cardiac muscle contraction; signal transduction. Gene Ontology annotation, molecular function: protein binding. Bases 1 to 5871 code for a protein of 1956 amino acids. The record is from RefSeq and is a predicted model, not a curated record. Gene Ontology annotation, cellular component: T-tubule. The transcript has 48 exons. NCBI's taxonomy places the organism in Eukaryota, Metazoa, Chordata, Actinopteri, Gobiiformes, Gobiidae.